AUGAAUCAACCAGAGUCUGGAAGAUUCACCCCCGAGAAAUUUACAGAUGACACAAUUCCUCCCAUUGAAGCCAUCAGUGACAAAGUCAACGACUUCGAAAAGGCUCCCGAUGGUGGCCUCCGAGCGUGGCUCACCACAGCUGGGACUGCUUUCACCUUCUUCGCAGCCCUAGGGUUCGCGAACUCUUUCGGCGUUUUCCAGGAAUACUAUCUAUCCCACCAGCUGAAAGGUCAGCCAGCGGACAAAGUCGCAUGGAUUGGAUCCUUAUCAACCUUCCUUCAGCUCGCAGCUGGAGCUGUGGGCGGACCAUUGUUUGAUCGAUAUGGGGCCUGGGUUAUUCGACCCGCAGCUGUGCUUUAUGUGUUCGCUCUCAUGAUGACAAGUCUAUGUGAACAAUAUUGGCAGUUUACGCUCGCACAAGGUGUUCUACUGGGCAUCUCGAUGGGCUUCUUGCAAUUCCCCUCGAUGGCUGCCGUGAUGCAGUAUUUUGAUAAAAACAUUGCGGCGGCUCUAGGUGCAGCUGUCGCUGGAUCAUCCAUUGGUGGGGUUGUCAUCCCGAUUGCUCUCUCAAAGAUGCUUAAUAGCACAUCACUUGGGUUUGGGUGGUCUGUACGAAUCAUUGGAUUUGUUGUCACUCCACUCUUGGCUUUCUCUUGCCUAACAGUGAAAGCGCGGCUGCCACCCCGAAAGACGUCCUUCUACAUUCUGUCGGCCUUUACCAAGAUGGACUUCUGUCUGCUUGUAGCGGCGAUGUUCUUCAUGUUCUUUGGGUUUUUCACACCUCUGUUCUACAUGCCGACAUACGCAGUGACCCGGGGAAUGGACGCAACUCUCGCUUCUUACUUGCUAGCGAUCCUCAACGCAGCUUCAACUUUUGGUCGAGUUAUUCCCGGAGUUUUGGCGGACAAGUUUGGCCGAUUGAAUGUUUUGUCAACGGGUGGUAUCAUCACUGGAAUCAUAAUAUUCUGCAUGAACAAGCCCGAAUCAAACCCAGCUUUGAUUGUGUACUCGAUCAUUUUCGGAUUUUGGUCUGGUACAAUCAUCUCCGGCGCAACGGCAGCUCUCUCGAUCUUGAUCCCGGAUCCCAGGACCACCGGCACAUACCUAGGAAUGGCAUUGGGGGUUUCCUCGAUGGCUGCAUUGAUAGGACCACCCGUGAAUGGUGUUCUUGUCACCAAGUACAAUGGGUUUUUUGAGGUUUCCUUAUUGAGCGGCGCGACGUGCACUUUUGGGGGCCUCCUUGCGCUAGCAAUCAAAACGCAGAAACCCGAAGGCCUUUUGGGGCGAGUAUGA
Molecule: messenger RNA, 1293 nt
Organism: Penicillium salamii
Lineage: Eukaryota; Fungi; Ascomycota; Eurotiomycetes; Eurotiales; Aspergillaceae
Source: the annotation of a GenBank genome assembly